Molecule: messenger RNA, 1824 nt
Organism: Aureobasidium pullulans EXF-150
Lineage: Eukaryota; Fungi; Ascomycota; Dothideomycetes; Dothideales; Saccotheciaceae
Exons: 1
Coding region: 211-1530 (439 amino acids)
Source: RefSeq, a predicted model, not a curated record
GUGGAGUGUUGCAAGGCAGCUCAAUUUCCUCAUAACCUGUUUUGUACGCUGAUCCGGGAUCCUCUCGGCGUUCAUUCGAUGGUUAUAUGAUGCCGCUCCUGUACUACAUUUGGCAGAGCUCAUGCUCACACCGCGCUCUGAUUUCCCAGCCGUCUUCUUAUACUUACGACUUAUUCGAUAUUCACGUCGCCAGCAUUGGAACAGCCACAGAUGCCUACUGCUAUAUUGCUUCCGCCUGAAAUAUUGGAUCUUUUUGCAGCAACAGCAAAUUCGAAUGAUUUGGCAAAUUUGCGUUUGACCAACAAGACCAUGAACAAUGCAGCCACACGACCAUUUGGGCUCGCUCGCCUUACCAAUCGUCGGUUCAUUAUUUCGCCUUUCAGCUUGAAGGGAUUGGUCGAGCUUACUGCACAUCCUGUCCUUGGACGAUGCCUCAAAUCCGUCAGCGUAGGCACAUACCGCAUCAAUGCGGAAUUUAAGGGCUGUCCCGAAGGAUCUGAGGAUACGCAAUACGACGCUGCUCAUCAUGCUGCUGUGACACAAUCUCGCUUUGAGAAGGCUGACUUGCACAUACAACUCUUGAUCGAAGCUCUCACAAACCUGAAAGCCCAUGGGGGCAGGGUAGUACUGAGACUUUUCGACGAUGUGGUUGAAGACCGCUUCCUGAGGUCUGAGAACCCUCCAAGAAGAAAUGGCCGUCUCGAUGGGCAUCUGGUACGACACGUUCACCGCAGAGCAUACGGGUUUGGCGAGCUCUAUGGGGAUUUGAAUCUGUCGAUAGUUGGAUCCCGUCAGCCGAAGCUCACACUGGAAGCUUUAGGAAUAGCCAUGCACUCCUCUGGGUGCAGCGGGGAUGGUCUGCUCUUCGAUUUUGGAAGGGGCCAUGGCGAGGCCACCCCAAUAGCUUGGGACAGUGGCUUUAACCAGGUGGUCAGAUUACUGGUCCACUCGGACCAUACACUCAUGCCAGCGAUCGACCUCGUCGUAAAGCUCUGCUCAGAUCCAGCAGAGUUACAGGGUCCUUGGCACGAUUCGUUAAUGGUACUUCGAAGUGAUCGAAGCAUGUUGCUCGUCAAUCAUUCGAUUAUGACCAUAGGGAUGGCAUCUGGCUCAACCCCCAAUAUCUAUCUGUUCCCAUACGGCGAUUUUACCAAUACACCGCACAGUGGUUCUGAAAAUAUCGUCUUGAGAAGGUGUGACGUGGACAUGGUGAUACAGCAGCAUUGGUUCCCAGCUCAUGUAAGAGCACUGAGACGUUUGGAGCUGCUAGAUGUCCAUAUCUUUGGUCAUGAUGGUACAGCGGAAGGUGGCAUUGUUGAUUUCUGGACAGCGCUGAGAGACACGCUGAAACUCGAAAUCCUGGUGCUCGGCGGUCUCACAUUCGAAUACGCAGCGCGAAGCCUUCGAGUUGUUGGCGUUGUGACUUUGCGAGGGCCAGAAAUCGAUGCUCGCUUGAAAGACCUGAUUGCAGUGACUGGAGUUUGGAUGCGAGACUCAACUGCACACGCCGGGACACUUAUGCUGGAGUAGUCUCGGAGUCUGCUCAAUGGUACAGACUGCUGCAACACAUCAAUCCAAUCCGCAUCCGCUCUAGCGACACCCAGUCUCCUUGCUUGUGUUUUGUUAAAUCUGUGUAUGAACACAGAUACAAUCAUGACAGGAUGGUCCUGAACAUCUCAGGAUGUAGCAAGUUGCGCAUCUAUCCACAAGCGGGUCUGGUUUGUCAUCAUCGAAGGCCGAAUGAGCAUCACUUGGAUUUGCGGAUGUCAAACCAUUCUUAUUAUUGGUCGUGGCUUUGAAUUUGGCCACACGAAAAGCUCUACA